AUGCCAAACACACUACUCCAAAAUCAAAGGGUAUCAUAUCUUUAUUCCAGGACUAGGCAGACUGUAGAUGCAUGAAAGAACAUCAAAUGUUUCCAUCAGUAUGGGAAGAGUUUUGGAUACAUUUAGACUCGAGGGAUUGCCGCUGACGUUUUUAUUCGUUUUCCCCAAAGCACUGCCAGAAUCUUCUGACAAACAAUUAGCAGAUCCCACAUGCGAUCUCAUUUUGUUCUCCUGAGGGACGAACUCAUUGUUUUUGUCGGACGGUCUGACGCUGAUCUCGAGCCACACAGCAGCAGCGACUGGUUGCGUCUGUUUCGGGAGGCUCACGCGACGCGUUAUUGAUCAGGAGCCGCUUGAUUUAUCCGGUAAUGCAAGCAGUGCGGAUGGUGAUGGAGGCGCGCGCUGCUGUCCUCUGCGUGAUCGAUCAUGUAGCUUCAUAUCAGGUUGCAGACCGGACUUCAUCGAGCAGCUCUAGUGACUGAAGCAUCGCUAAACCGAGAGAUUUCCGAGCGGGGGACUGAACGGAAAGCAGCUACCACAGAAUUAUUUACCGCAAAGACACCGCAAGUACUCCGCACAAACCAUGUCAGUGUGCACAACAUGCAGCGGGACGCGAGCGUCGGCAGGCCGCUGAGCGUCACAAGCGGGAGCCGGACAGGAGAACUGUGGAGGGCUUUUCUGACCACGGUAAUAUCAGAGUUCACCUACGAGGCACCAUGUUGUCCAUCUUAGCAGCGGGGUCUGUGUUUUUCCCAGGCCUUUUCCUCUUGUCUAAGCAUUGUCUCAAAUCUAUCCCGGGACUGCGGUGGAAUGAGGGCGAUGCUGUCAUUGUUUCAGCCAGGUUGGUGUCGUCCAUCCAAGCUAUUAUGGCUUCUACGGCUGGUUACAUCAUCUCCACAUCCUGUCAGGACAUCAUUGAGGACCAGCAUUGGCUGACCAGCUCCUACAUCCUGUUCGCUGUGCCGUACUUUGUGUAUGACAUCUACGCCAUGUUCCUGUGUUACUGGUACAAGCUCCAGGUCAAAGGUCACGAGGUGGACAACGGCUCCAAAUCCAAGGCUUUGGCGUUGAGAGGCUACCUGCGGCGAGAGUUCCUCAUGAUCCUGCAUCACGUGGUCAUGGUCACCGUCUGCUUCCCCAUCUCUGUGUUUUGGAGGCAGGGAAAGGGUGAUUACUUCCAGGGUGUCAUGUUCCUGGCUGAGCUCAGCACACCGUCCGUCUGUCUGGGCAAAAUCCUCAUCCAGUACAAGCAGCAGCACACGCUUCUUCACAAAGUGAAUGGAGCUGUAAUGCUGAUCACUUUCUUCCUUUGUCGAGUCCUUCUCUUCCCUUAUCUCUACUACGUUUACGGAAGGUACGCCUCUAUCCCCUUCUACCGGGUUCCUCUCACGGUGCCCUGGCAGUGUAAUCUGGGAGCGGCUCUGCUCAUGGCCCCGCAGCUCUACUGGUUCUCCCUGAUCUGCAGGGGGGCCUUUCGCCUGUUCACCGGCAGCUCCUCGCGCUCCCGCAAACCCACGGCUCCGCUCAAGCCAGAUUACGAAGGACACGAGCCGCUGCCUCAGUCUGCUAACGGAUACAGUUCACGGAUGAUGGGUCGGGACAAGCCCACAAUGUCGCACUGAGGGGAGGAGACUAUGCUAAUGAGACUAAGCAAAGAAUAAAGAGGAUUGGAUGAAUGCAGAGCAGAAGGGCAGGCUGCCAAGGAAGUACACAGAGUGAUUAAAGAAGUACUGAAAUGGACUAGACGCCCUGUAACACAUUACAGCACAGCAUUAUGUUUAGUUACAGGGCCUGUGUACUGUAAAUAAGACAUGCUUUAGUAGAUCAAGGGAAGCAAAAAUGCCGGAAAAAUCAGUGGAAGUGUCCACACAGCGGCCAGAUGUGUGUCACAUCACACCUGAGGCAAUAAGUGCAUAUUUUAUGUGAGAAAAUUUCUGAACCAAGACAAGCACUUUUUGUUUGAGGCACUUUUGAAGGGUCACCGAAUGUCAGACUGGGGCUGAGGUCUCGUGCCUGAGGUCUGUUCUUUGCAUAUAUUUCUGUAGUGUUGCAGAUGCAUUGUUCAUAGAAAUGUCCUCGAUUAUUAUAUUUAGACUGGUCUACAAAGAGCAACCCGAGGCGUCCCAAGCGCAUUAUCAAGCUUGACUAGGUCUAUAGAUUUCAGCUGAAAUGCCUCUCGUUGGGUUUAAAGGGACAGUUCACCCAAAAUGAAAAUGUACCCACUCCUCUUUAGAUGCUGUAUUAUUUUAUUUGUGAAACACAGAUUUGAGAUGUUUGGCAGAAUGUCUGAGCUGCUCUUUUUGUUCCAACAUGUAAAAAAAAAAACCUCCAUAAAA
This is a messenger RNA of Carassius carassius (crucian carp), 2336 nucleotides long. RefSeq names its product TLC domain containing 3Bb (gene tlcd3bb). Gene Ontology annotation, molecular function: sphingosine N-acyltransferase activity. The coding region runs from base 717 to 1622 and encodes 301 amino acids. The transcript has 7 exons. The record is from RefSeq and is a predicted model, not a curated record. Gene Ontology annotation, cellular component: membrane; endoplasmic reticulum. Gene Ontology annotation, biological process: ceramide biosynthetic process; lipid homeostasis. NCBI's taxonomy places the organism in Eukaryota, Metazoa, Chordata, Actinopteri, Cypriniformes, Cyprinidae.